AUAUUCCAAAUUUUCUAAACUACAAAGAAUAUUUGCUUAUAUUUUACGAUUUUUACAUAAUUCUAAAUCAGUAAAUUAUAACAACAAGCUUACUGGAAUCUUAACUGUGGACGAAUUGAACAAUUCAUUUCACUUUAUUUGUCGUGUAUCACAAAAACAAUCUUUUAUUUCAGACUACAGAAAAAUGCAGGAAAACAAGCAAUUAGAAUCAAAAUGUAAACUAUUAUGCUUGUCGCCAUUCAUGGAUACUAAUACCAAUCUAAUUAGAGUCGGUGGAAGGAUAGGUACUUCUAAUUAUCCAUUCAAUAAGCGACAUCCUAUUCUACUGGAUUCUUCUCACCACAUAUCUAAGCUCUACUUUGAACGCGAACACAUACGGAAUCUUCAUGCCGGCCCACAAUUAUUAUUAUCCAUUAUUCGAGAAUCAGUAUGGCCUAUCAACGGUAGAAAGUUAGCACGACGUAUUGUCAAAAAUUGUGUCACCUGUACACGUGUUCGCGGCCAAACUUUAUAUCCUAAAAUGGGAAAUUUACCUGCCUAUCGUGUUUCCGUUGACUACCCUUUUAAAUCGGUAGGUGUUGACUACGCGGGCCCCUUCUUUAUUCUAAAUCGUAAGGGGCGCGGAGCAAAAUUAUUGAAAUGCUAUUUAUGUUUGUUUGUUUGUCUGCGUUUCAAAUGCGUUCAUUUAGAGGCUGUCAGCGACCUUACCAAGGAAGCCUAUAUUAUGACGCUACGUAGAUUCGUUGCCCGUCGAGGAAAACCAACGGAGAUAUAUUCCGACAACGGCCGAAACUUCGUUGCCGCUGCUAAAGACAUUACUAAAUUCCUAAAUGAUAAUCAACAAUCUUUAUCUGAGUUUGCAUCGGAGGAAGGAAUAAAAUUUAAUUUUAUACCAGCUUAUGCCCCUCAUUUCGGUGGCAUAUGGGAAGCCGGAGUAAAAUCGGCUAAAUACCACAUUAAACGUGUCAUGGGAAAUACCCAUUUAACCUUUGAAGAACUAUGUACAUUAUUCGCACAAGUGGAGGCAAUACUAAACAGCCGUCCAUUGUGUCCUAUGUCAUCAUCCCCUAACGACUUCCUUUCCCUCUCCCCAGGGCACUUCAUCAUAGGAAGACCGCUGAAUGCGUUACCAGCUCCCAGCCUAGAGGAAAGCAAGGAAAACAAUUUGCAAAGAUACGCUCGCCUUGAACAAAUAAGGCAAGUUUUCUGGCGGAGAUGGCAGAGGGAGUAUAUAUCUGAAUUACAGUCACGCACGAAAUGGAGGGCUGAUACUACAAGACUAAAUGUUGGAGACCUGGUGCUGCUGCAUGAAGACAAUGUGCCACCACUAAAUUGGCGCCUUGGACGUGUAUCUAGACUCUUCCCCGGACCAGACGGCAUCUCUAGAGUGGCAGACAUAAACACUAUAAGAGGAAGCGUGCGUCGCCCACUGGUCCGCCUGUGUCCCCUGCCCACUGCUGGUGAAACCCAAGCUUGAAAGUCUACGCCUUUCAACGGGGGGAAGAUAUGUUUGCGCCUAGCAUAAAUUUCAUAGCAAAGUCUCACAAGAACGUGUUGAUUAAUAUUAGUUUAAGUAAUAUUUUUAUUUUGAAUUGUAAGGUAGAUCAUUCUUUUUUCACUUUUUUCGUUUGGCUUUGUCUCGCACACACUAUCUGUACGUCGUAAUUUAUAUAAUCCAAAAUUAUACCAAAUCGAAGACAUUAUCGAGUUUCAUUGAAGAAAUUCCA
Pectinophora gossypiella (pink bollworm) is the source of this 1727-nucleotide messenger RNA. RefSeq lists its product as uncharacterized. The transcript has a single exon. Gene Ontology annotation, biological process: DNA integration. The record is from RefSeq and is a predicted model, not a curated record. Gene Ontology annotation, molecular function: nucleic acid binding. The coding region runs from base 185 to 1477 and encodes 430 amino acids. Lineage: Eukaryota; Metazoa; Arthropoda; Insecta; Lepidoptera; Gelechiidae.